GCAGAACCUCCCGUAGUCAGGCGUUGAGUUUCUCAAUGUAAGUCCCUCCCCAUUGCUCCGGGCAGGAGAUACGCGCGAGCUAAGAAAGCGACCUUGCAAGGGGACCCUCCUCGAGAGAGACACGGAGCAAGCGACGAAGCAGAGCCGACGUUAUCCUCUUGCCCCCGAUCUACCAACAACUUGGAGCGAUGUCUGGAAAGGGUAACAGCGGUACGGUGGUGCUCGCCUACAGCGGAGGGCUGGACACGUCCUGCAUCCUGGUGUGGCUCAAAGAGCAAGGCUACGAGGUCAUCGCCUUCCUGGCCAACAUUGGGCAGGAUGAGGACUUUGAAGCGGCCAAGAAGAAAGCGGAGAGCUUGGGCGCCAGCAAGGUGUUCGUGGAGGACGUGCGGGAGGAGUUUGUGCGCGAGUUCGUGUGGCCCGCGGUGUGCGCCAACGCCCGCUACGAGUCACGCUACCUGCUGGGCACGGCGCUGGCGAGGCCCUGCAUCGCUCGGCGCCAGGUGCAGAUCGCGCGCCGCGAGGGCGCCGCGUACGUCUCGCACGGGGCUACCGGCAAGGGAAACGAUCAAGUCCGGUUCGAGCUCACCUGCUACGCACUCUACCCAGGGGUCAAGAUCAUCGCGCCAUGGCGUCUUCCCGAAUUUUUCAACCGGUUCCAAGGCCGCAACGACCUCUUUGCGUACGCAAAGGAAAAUGGAAUCCCUCUGCCGGUCACUCCUAAGAGCCCCUGGAGCAUGGAUGCGAACCUCAUGCACAUCAGCUACGAGUCGGGAAUCCUGGAGAAUCCCAAGGUGGCUGCCCCUCCGGACAUGUACCUGAUGACUCAGGACCCCAUCAAGGCUCCUGACUCACCGGACGUGUUGGAGAUUGAGUUUAAGAAAGGGGUCCCGGUCCGUGUGUGUAACGAGACAGACGGGGUGGCUCACGACUCCGCUCUUGCCAUCUUCACUUAUCUCAACGAGAUCGGGGGGAAGCACGGAGUGGGGCGCAUCGACAUCGUGGAAAACCGAUUCAUCGGCAUGAAAUCCCGAGGCAUCUACGAGACCCCUGCCGGCACCGUGCUUCUCGCCGCCCACUUGGACAUCGAGGCCUUCACCAUGGACCGCGAGCUCCGCAAGAUCAAGGAAGGCCUCGCCCUCAACUUCUCCGAGCAAGUCUACAACGGCUUCUGGUUCAGCCCCGAGUGCGAGUUUGUGCGCGAGUCCAUCUCUCGCUCCCAGGACAACGUGGAGGGCUGGGUGCGUCUCUCUGUGUCCAAGGGCCACGUGUACGUGCUGGGUCGCCACUCGCCGCUGUCCCUCUACAACGAGCAGCUCGUAAGCAUGAACGUCCAGGGAGACUAUGACCCUGUAGAUGCCGCGGGGUUCAUCAAGAUCAACUCGCUCCGGCUUCAAGAAUACCGUCGGCUGCGCACCAAGUUGGAAUCGCAGCCGCCGAGCGUGUGAUAGGUUUCUUCGAGUUUGUGCCAAGGCCCCAGCGUUUGAUGCCCUCGGCCCAAUGUUUUUGACUCUCGCAAGCCAACGUUUUAACUCCCACACACUGCACUGCUGCCCAGGGCACAGUCAGAAAGAGUACGAGGGGGGGGACCCAUUUCAUUCCUUGCACCAGUACCCAUGCCAAUCACGCCAACCACGCUAGGCCAACCUAGUUGGCGCAGUCUAUUGAUGAAUGUUUAAAUUGAAUGCGGGAGGAAAGCGUAGCACCCGUAGAAAACCCAUCGUUCGUUCGAGGGGGUAACGCUCAAAGCUUUCGCAAGCAUCGAUUCAAGAUUCUAUUUACAUACGCCCAUUUGCCUGGCCACCUUGUGGCCUCAGUUCUCAGGCAGUUGUCUCCCAGGCUCAAGCUUGCUUAGCUUCUGAUUUUACAAGAAAAAUAUUUUAUUGUUAAAAAUGUAUGCUUUGUAGAAUAAUUCUCUGAUUCCCGGUACAAAAUAAUUGAUCCAGCAACACUUUCAGGGCCCCGGGUUCGAGUUCCGGUCGCCACUCGGAUAACGCCGGAAUUUUAUCGCACUGUGUCGUUUUGACAGUGUUUUGUUCAUUCACGUAAGCGGUGAACGCACAAUAAAAUUAACAAGUUGGGAGAAAAAAAAGACCAUGCGUCGUAGGCAUGGGUGAUGUAAUGCUUUGUCACGUGCCUUUCUCUUCGGACGUAUGUAAUCAGCUGCAA
Messenger RNA from Lethenteron reissneri (Far Eastern brook lamprey), 2169 nucleotides. It is a transcript of the gene ASS1, whose product is annotated as argininosuccinate synthase 1. The record is from RefSeq and is a predicted model, not a curated record. NCBI's taxonomy places the organism in Eukaryota, Metazoa, Chordata, Hyperoartia, Petromyzontiformes, Petromyzontidae. Gene Ontology annotation, biological process: urea cycle; L-arginine biosynthetic process. Gene Ontology annotation, cellular component: cytoplasm. Gene Ontology annotation, molecular function: ATP binding; argininosuccinate synthase activity.